This is a messenger RNA of Rubroshorea leprosula, 755 nucleotides long. The record is from the annotation of a GenBank genome assembly. NCBI's taxonomy places the organism in Eukaryota, Viridiplantae, Streptophyta, Magnoliopsida, Malvales, Dipterocarpaceae.
UGAAACUCGUUCAAGUCUGUUGUAGCUUUAGUGCUUUACCGUCCGUCCAUUUAGAUAUUUUUUUGCGGCCGGUGCUCUCUGAUUCUUCUUCGUCAUCCACUGAAAAUGUCGUCCUGCUGCGGAGGAAACUGUGGCUGUGGCUCCGGAUGCAAGUGCGGUUCCGGUUGCGGCGGAUGUAAGAUGUUUCCGGACGUGGCUGAGAACACCACCAGGGAGACUCUCGUUCUGGGCGUCGCCAGCACCGGCAAAGUGAACUUGGAGGGAUCUGAGAUGGGAUUUGGAGCUGAGAAUGGAUGCAAGUGCGGAGCCAAUUGCACCUGCGACCCCUGCAACUGCAAAUGAGGGAUGACCCCUUCUGAAGCAGAGAUGACUUCUAUGACUUUUUACAUUUCUCCUUGUGAGAAAAUAAUUAGAAUCUGUCUAGUAGUGUUAUUUGAGUUUUAGAAUAAAGCGACCAUGGUUUACCCCUUGUUGCUUUACUUAGCUGGGGUUUGUUACAGCCAUGGUAACUUGGUUGUUCUGUUCUGUUUACAUAUUUACAUAUAUGUGUUAUGUAGUAAUAGGUAUAAUAUAUAUCCAUAUCUGCUGUCAGCAUCUCUGCUUUUCUAUAUAUGGAAUUUAACUGAAGUAUGCUUUGUGUAAGAAAGGGAUUCAGUUUUUAAAAUGAAUGAACGGAAUGCUCCUUUCUUCUUGAUAGAACUUUUUCUCUCAUUUCACUUGUUUUUGUUAAUUCAUAAUAGAGAUUACAGGAAACA